AUGUCGGAUCUUCCUUCUCAUUUCGAUGCCACCCUAUCCGAGAGGGAGACGUCAUCCGAUUUCAUACCGAAUCCUGAUGCGAUAGAGUACCGGUUUGGAUCUUCGGACACAUUGGUUGCACAGCUUGUUAAAGAAUUACCCGUCACCAUUACUGUUGAAAAAGGCCAUGUUUGCAAGCACAAGGAUCAGUCGUACGGCGUUGGAUUCAAAGUCAACUCUGUAGAGUCAGGAGUCUUCCAGAUUCAAGUCUACGAUCGAUCCUUUGAUAUCGAGCUCGAUGCACUGGGGGCUUCCUGGACAGGGAGGUGGGUGCUUUUCCGACACUGGCAUUGGAUUCGACUACUCCGGGCUUUCUUGGCGCACCGAGAGGUCGCAGGGUUUCACGUGGAGUAUGAAGGGCGAGGUUGGUAUAUCAUUCGAGGCAGUUGUUGUUUCCAUGCCACCAAGGUGUCCAGGGCAGAACUGGAGGAGUGUUGGCCACGUGAGCCCGCCAUCCCAAGAAAGUCAAGCUACGUGGUGGCAAGGAAAAGUACUUUCUUUUCUAGCAGCUUUUCACAUGAUACACUUUAUUCACGUACGGAUCGCUCGGCAUUCGCACCUGAGGGCAAUUAG
Molecule: messenger RNA, 612 nt
Organism: Mollisia scopiformis
Lineage: Eukaryota; Fungi; Ascomycota; Leotiomycetes; Helotiales; Mollisiaceae
Exons: 3
Coding region: 1-612 (203 amino acids)
Source: RefSeq, a predicted model, not a curated record